Messenger RNA from Peromyscus eremicus (cactus mouse), 303 nucleotides. It is a transcript of the gene Ccl16, whose product is annotated as C-C motif chemokine ligand 16. The transcript is spliced from 3 exons. Gene Ontology annotation, molecular function: chemokine activity; CCR chemokine receptor binding. Lineage: Eukaryota; Metazoa; Chordata; Mammalia; Rodentia; Cricetidae. Gene Ontology annotation, biological process: immune response; neutrophil chemotaxis; G protein-coupled receptor signaling pathway. Gene Ontology annotation, cellular component: extracellular region. Bases 1 to 303 code for a protein of 100 amino acids. The record is from RefSeq and is a predicted model, not a curated record.
AUGAAGGUCUCCUUGGCCUGCCUCCUCCUCCUCCUCCUCCUCGCCAUCCUCAGUACAGCAUCCCGGCCGAGAAUGCCUGAGUCGAUAAAACCUGUACCCAACUGCUGCCAUAAGUACUAUGAGAAAGUACUGCCAAAGAAACGGGUGGCGGGAUACAAAGAGGCCCUCAGCUGCCACCUGCCAGGAAUCAUCUUUGUCACCAAGAAGAACCUAGAAGUCUGUGCCAACCCUAAUGAGGAAUGGGUCAAAGAGUACAUCAAGGAUCCCAAAAUACCUUUGAUGCCUCACAAGAAUUUAGCCUAG